GAACCCGAGAUUUUCUUCUCCGCUUCCUCACUGCAGUUGAACAUUCGCUGUAUGACUCCUGAAUGCAGAGUUUGGAUAAACGGAAUCAUCUGUGGAUCUGCGCUCUGUGCUGUACGUCGCUGCAGCCGCGUCAUGCGCGUUUUCAUGCGCGUAUCCAAACUAGCGGGACCCCCGACACGUCGCCUUCCGCUUUAAGAGGAUCGCAGCGCGCGCUGCCAAGUCGCCUAGUGGCCUGUCGCGAGGACUCACCUCGCCCCACCCCCACCCCCAUCCCCCUUUUACCCCGGCUGUUCUGCGGGAGAGCAGAGCGGCUGUCCACGCGCUCAGCUAUUCCCCCUCGGGUCCGACUCAGGGAAGGACCGGCCGCGCGACUCGUCGCGAGCAUUUGUAUGUACGCGUUCGGCGGCAUUGCUGCCCGCAUUCAGACGCAGAGGCUGCAGGCCGAAGGCAUGGGCUCCAACGAGCAGGCCGUCAGGCUCUUCAACCAGGACUACGAGGCGCUCAAGCAGCAGUGCCUGGAGAGCGGGCGUCUCUUCGAGGACCCCUGCUUCCCCGCGGAGCCCCCUUCCCUGGGCUUCAAGGAGCUGGCACCGCACUCCUCCAAAACCCGCGGGGUGGAGUGGAUGCGGCCCACGGAGCUCACGGACGACCCCCAGUUCAUCGUGGGCGGGGCCACGAGGACCGAUAUCUGCCAGGGGGCUUUGGGGGACUGCUGGCUUCUGGCCGCUAUCGCCUCCCUCACCCUGAACGACAUCCUGCUUCACCGUGUGGUUCCACAUGGCCAGUCCUUCCAGGACGACUAUGCCGGAAUCUUCCACUUCCAGUUCUGGCAGUUUGGCGAGUGGGUGGAUGUGGUCAUUGAUGACCGGCUCCCGGCGAAAGACGGAGAACUCAUGUUCGUCCACUCUGCCGAGGGCAACGAGUUCUGGAGCGCCUUGAUCGAGAAAGCCUACGCCAAGCUCAACGGAUCCUACGAGGCGUUGUCGGGGGGCAGCACCACCGAGGGGUUCGAGGACUUCACGGGAGGCGUGGCGGAAAUGUAUGAGCUGCGAAAGCCCCCCAGGGACCUUUACAAGAUCAUCGGGAAGGCCUUGGAGAGGGGGUCCCUGCUGGGCUGUUCCAUAGACAUCACUAGUGCCUUCGAUAUGGAGGCUGUGACCUUCAAGAAGCUGGUGAAGGGCCACGCCUACUCAGUGACCGGCCUGAGGCAGGUAGACUACCAGGGCCAGAUGGAGAAACUGAUCCGCAUCCGGAACCCCUGGGGGCAGGUGGAGUGGACAGGAGCCUGGAGUGACAACUCGCGGGAGUGGGAUGAGAUCGACCCGUCCGAGAGGGAGGAUCUGCAUUUAAAGAUGGAGGAUGGAGAGUUCUGGAUGUCCUUCCAGGAAUUCCUGCGCCAGUUCUCUCGGCUCGAGAUCUGCAACCUGACGCCGGACGCGCUGAGCGCCGAUGCGGCCAGCUUCUGGAACACCAUCAAGUUCCACGGGACCUGGAGGAGGGGCAGCACGGCAGGGGGCUGCAGGAACCACCCCAACACGUUCUGGAUCAACCCCCAGUAUAAGAUCACGCUGCUGGAGGAGGACGACGACGACCCCGAGGACGACGAGGUGGCCUGCAGCUUCCUGGUGGCGCUCAUGCAGAAAGACCGGCGGCGGUAUCGGCGCCACGGCCAGGACAUGCACACCAUCGGAUUCGCCAUCUACGAGAUUCCAGAUGAGUUUAAGGGUUGUCAGAACAUCCACCUGAAGAAGGACUUCUUCCUGGCGCACUCGUCGUGCGCGCGCUCCGAGACCUUCAUCAACCUGCGCGAGGUGAGCUCGCGACUCCGCCUGCCCCCGGGCGAGUACCUCAUCGUGCCCUCCACCUUCGAGCCCAGCAAGGAGGCCGACUUCGUCCUCAGGGUCUUCACCGAGAAGCAGUCCGAGACGGAAGAGCUGGAUGAUGAAAUCUCGGCAAACCUCGAAGACGAGGAGGAGAUCACGGAGGAUGACAUCGACGACUCCUUCAAGUCUUUGUUCGCCCAGCUGGCCGGGGAGGACAUGGAAAUAUCUGUUCACGAGCUCAGGACCAUCCUUAACAGAGUGGUGUCCAAACACAAGGACCUGAAGACCGACGGCUUCAGCAUGGAGUCGUGCCGGACCAUGGUGAACCUCAUGGACAAAGAUGGCAGCGCCCGUCUUGGCCUGAUGGAGUUCCAGAUUCUCUGGAAUAAGAUUAGGAAGUGGUUGGUCCUCUUCCGGCAGUUCGACCUGGACAAGUCAGGGGCCAUGAGCUCUUAUGAGAUGCGUCUCGCGGUGGAAUCUGCAGGCUUCAAGCUCGACAACAAGCUGAACCAGAUCCUGGUGGCCAGAUAUGCCGAAAACGAAGCCGUCGACUUCGACAACUUCAUCUGCUGCCUCGUCAAGCUGGAAACCAUGUUCAGAACUUUCUAUCAGCUCGACAAAGAUGGGACUGGUGUGGCUGAAAUGAAUAUGAGCGAGUGGCUUUACUUGACCAUGUGCGGCUAAAGAAUUAAUUCCAGUUGGAAGGAAAAGGGAAGCUUUGGAUGCAUCUGAGGAUU
Scleropages formosus (Asian bonytongue) is the source of this 2560-nucleotide messenger RNA. Its product is annotated as calpain-1 catalytic subunit-like. Gene Ontology annotation, molecular function: calcium-dependent cysteine-type endopeptidase activity; calcium ion binding. Gene Ontology annotation, biological process: proteolysis. Gene Ontology annotation, cellular component: cytoplasm. The transcript has 22 exons. NCBI's taxonomy places the organism in Eukaryota, Metazoa, Chordata, Actinopteri, Osteoglossiformes, Osteoglossidae. The coding region runs from base 63 to 2507 and encodes 814 amino acids. The record is from RefSeq and is a predicted model, not a curated record.